AUGAGAUACAAAAGUGAAUCUGAACCAUUUAUUUAUUUGCCUACUGGAUGCACUUAUGUUUCAGUUUAUAAUGAUUUUAAAAAACAUUUUUAUAGUGAAAAUGAUCAAAAUGAAAAAAUUAUUUCUUAUUUUACUUUUAGAAGACUUUGGCAAAAAACAAUUCCUCAUCUUAAAUUUCAAUCGCCCGCGAGUGAUCUUUGUGAAGUGUGUGAAACUUUUAAAGCAAAAUUGUUAGUAGCUAAGUCCAAUAAAGAUGAAUACGAUCAAAUUAAAGUUCAAUAUGAUCAACACUAUGAAGCGACAAAUCGGAAAAGACAACAUUAUAAUAAUAAUAUAAAUGAAAAUGCAAAAAAUUUAAAUCAAAGAAGUAAUACAUUAGCUGAUAUUUCACAAAUUAUUAAUAAUUUAGCUAAAGAAAACACAGCAAUUGUAUAUAACAAUGGAUUAGGUUGGACGUUUAAUAAUUCACCUAACGAUAUUGGAAAAGUUUAUGCAUCAAAAGAAUCUGGAGGAAUAGAA
This is a messenger RNA of Racocetra persica, 519 nucleotides long. NCBI's taxonomy places the organism in Eukaryota, Fungi, Glomeromycota, Glomeromycetes, Diversisporales, Gigasporaceae. The record is from the annotation of a GenBank genome assembly.